Messenger RNA from Rhineura floridana, 4058 nucleotides. RefSeq lists its product as uncharacterized. The record is from RefSeq and is a predicted model, not a curated record. NCBI's taxonomy places the organism in Eukaryota, Metazoa, Chordata, Lepidosauria, Squamata, Rhineuridae. The transcript is spliced from 2 exons. The coding region runs from base 637 to 1680 and encodes 347 amino acids.
CCUGUGUGUCGUUGCCUCUCCCCACGUGCGUGUCGUUGCUUCUUCCUUCCCUGCGUGUCGUUGCUUCUUCCUUCCCUGCGUGUCGUUGCCUCUUCCCCGUGCCUGUUGUUGCCUCUCUCCUCCCUGGGUGUCGUUGCCUCUCUCCUCCCUGGGUGUCGUUGCCUCUCUCCUCCCUGGGUGUCGUUGCCUCUUCCUUCCCUGGGUGUCGUUGCCUCUCCCCACGUGCGUGUCGUUGCUUCUUCCUUCCCUGCGUGUCGUUGCCUCUUCCCCGUGCCUGUUGUUGCCUCUCUCCUCCCUGGGUGUCGUUGCCUCUCUCCUCCCUGGGUGUCGUUGCCUCUCUCCUCCCUGGGUGUCGUUGCCUCUUCCUUCCCUGGGUGUCGUUGCCUCUCCCCACGUGCGUGUCGUUGCUUCUUCCUUCCCUGCGUGUCGUUGCCUCUUCCCCGUGCCUGUUGUUGCCUCUCUCCUCCCUGGGUGUCGUUGCCUCUCUCCUCCCUGGGUGUCGUUGCCUCUUCCUUCCCUGGGUGUCGUUGCCUCUCCCCACGUGCGUGUCGUUGCUUCUUCCUUCCCUGCGUGUCGUUGCCUCUUCCCCGUGCCUGUUGUUGCCUCUCCCCUCCCUGGGUGUCGUUGCCUCUCCCCAUGUGCGUGUCGUUGCCUCUUCCUUCCCUGGGUGUCGUUGCCUCUCUCCUCCCUGCAUGUCAUUGCCUCUUCCCCGUGCGUGUCGUUGCCUCUCUCCUCCCUGGGUGUCGUUGCCUCUCCCCAUGUGCGUGUCGUUGCCUCUCCCCAUGUGCGUGUCGUUGCCUCUUCCUUCCCUGGGUGUCGUUGCCUCUCUUCUCCCAGCGUGUCGUUGCCUCUUCCCCGUGCCUGUCGUUGCCUCUCCCCACGUGCGUGUCGUUGCCUCUUCCUUCCCUGGGUGUCGUUGCCUCUUCCUUCCCUGGGUGUCGUUGCCUCUCUCCUCCCUGGGUGUCGUUGCCUCUCCUCCCUGGGUGUCGUUGCCUCUCCUCCCUGGGUGUCGUUGCCUCUCCUCCCUGCGUGUCGUUGCCUCUUCCUUCCCUGCGUGUCGUUGCCUCUCUCCUCCUUGCGUGUCGUUGCCUCUUCCGCGUGCCUGUUGUUGCUUCUCUCCUCUCUGGGUGUCGUUGCCUCGUCCUUCCCUGCCUGUUGUUGCCUCUUCCUUCCCUGCGUGUCGUUGCCUCUCUUCUCCCUGGGUGUCGUUGCCUCUCCCCUCCCUGGGUGUCGUUGCCUCUCCCCUCCCUGGGUGUCGUUGCCUCUCCCCUCCCUGGGUGUCGUUGCCUCAUCCUUCCCUGCGUGUCGUUGCCUCUCUCCUCCCUGCAUGUCGUUGCCUCUUCCCGGUGCCUGUCGUUGCCUCUUCCCCAUGCCUGUUGUUGCCUCUCUCCUCCCUGGGUGUCGUUGUUGCCUCUCCCCACCCUGCUUCUCACUGCCUCUCCCCUCAGCACAGAGGAAAAGGUCCCCAAAUUAUGCAAGAACAGACAAAGUCAAUACUACAAGAAACUGAAGCCAACAGAUGGAAAUAUGCUGAGUCAAACACCAAGACUUGUGCAUUGGCUAUUAAAUCUUCAAAGUGAUUUAUUACAAGAAAACAGCAUGCAGUGCCCACAUCCCAAAACAAACAGUACAGCCAGCACGUUGAGCCACAUGCCUGCAGGUUUUUUGCCAGUUCAUUGAGCAGGCAAAAAGAAACGUCAGAUCUUUGAAGUAAAAGCUGUAUCUUCAAAACGCUAGAAGAGAUUGGAGAGAUGGUUAAAUACUUUUAGUCAGACAUCUGCCAACCAAUGUUUAAAGCUAACAGUCAUUUUCAGCUUGCAAGGCUUCAACUUGCGCUUAGCUCAGUGGAUCUGGCCACAGGAUUAGGCCCUCUCAGAUGCAUUGGGAUGCAACCUAUCCCUGAAAUUCUCUGGUCCAUCGGCUAUUACAAAUCGUUCACCUAACGGCCCUUCCUCAUUAAGUCAAGGGCUUAAGUCCAACUUCACCUACUGUGCUUUGAGAAGCAAAACUUUCUUUUUCUUCCACGAAUCCAACCCCCUCAAAGCAGAUCACCCGUAACAUCCCUUACCACAGCUCCAGGUGCUCACUCUCUUCUGAGUGCUCACAAACGCCUCCAGUUUUUGAAAGUCAAACGCCUGCAAACCCCACGAAAGACUGGGCAAAGAAAGAAGGUUCUAGCCAACCAACCAACCUAUCAGUCUCCUGAGCCUGUCCAGCGUCCCCACUCCAACAACAGCAUCUCCCCUGAAACAGUUGGCCAGAUCCAUUCGCCUGCCGCCGUUGCGGUGGUGGCUCCAGAACAGAGUGGCCAGCACCAAGCCAGAACCGAAUCCAAUAGCUUCCCAGAGAAUCCGAUUUUCCCUACUGAAUAGCCCCGAGAAGAGUCGCGCGUUGGCUUAAUGCGGAAGCGAGGUACUUACGGGAGGACGAAAGAGCUGUCCGGGCUCUGCAGCUGAUGUUGCUGAAAAUCCACAGGAAGAGGGCUGCCCUGCAGCCGGCUCGGAGAAGCACAAGCAUCCUGGACGUCCAGCCUCCCCGUAGUCCCAGGCGCCAGGUGCGGAGCAGCCGCCCGAUCCUCCACCACGAUCUGCCUCUGCUUGCGGUGGGUGCAGCGGGUAGAUUUUCACCUUGGGAGUAAAAGCCAAGCGCUCUCGCUCUGGCGCGCUGGCUCGUCUUACUCCGGGGUAAUCCAAGUCCCCGGGACUCUGGCUGUCCUUUCCCGUGCGCUCCGUGCACCGCCCCUUCGAGGCACGAAGUCAAUGGCGAGCGAAGUGGGGCAGGCCACCUCGGGAGCGAGGGAGCUGCUGUGGCGGCCGGGGCUGGAGCCACUGCAGCCGAGCCCUUCCGUGCGCACGGCACAGGGCUGCUUGCCACCAGCCUCCCUGCUCGGCUGGCUCGCGCUCGCGCGCUCCGUGCGUACCCGGAGCGCACACGCCAAGCGCGCGUGGAAGCCGCGAGAGGGAAGGCGCGAGAGACGGAGGCACUCCCGCCGCAGAGGAACUGCUUCAGCAGCUCGCUCCUGCGGGCAUCCUUCGGCAGCAGGAAGAAACCCUGCCACGACUAACAGCCGAGGCAGCAGAACCGGCGACCUAGAGAGCGGGGGGGGGGAGCUGAGAAGGGAAAAGCCUCCCCUCCCCUCCUCCUGCUGCUUAGCCUUCUCCGGUGGCUCCUCCUCCUCCUCGUCGUCGCCAGUGUAGCCCUCUCGGGCUGGAAGAGACCCCUCCCCGACUCUUCUGCACCUGUCCAGAUUCAAACCAAAAGCAAAAGACCCCCUCCCCGCGUGCGCGCCCCGCCCACACCAAGGCCCGCUUGGGAGUGGCUGGAAGGGACCGGGAAGGCGGCCUCUCUCCUCAAUCGGCAAGGCUGAAGUCGCUGUUCGUCGUGCUGAACUUGGAAGCUUAGGCUCCUGCACCUUGCGGGGCGUUUCCUCCCUCCUUGCUUCCUUACCCUUUCUCGGAGCCUAAAAGGGAGCAUGGGGGGGGAUCGCCCCCGUAUUGCUGACUUCUCCGGUACCACCACCCCCCUCAAACUGAGAUGGUACAAGCUCUCUGUGCUCCAACCUCCUGGGAUCCGCGAGCGAAGGCAGUCCAGCAAGCAAGUCUUCCGAGCGGUCCUAAGCACUAAAACCAGAAGCUCGGCAUCCUGCCUGUGAAACAAGCAGAGAGGACUGCGGAAGGCUCCAAUGCAGAUUUUUUUUUCCCGUUGUGCAAUUAAAAGCGCACACCCGCAGGACGGGCAGGCGCGAGAAGGCUGCAUGAAAGUAGCAGACAGCUUGCCAUCAAGGAGCCGGUAAUGCAGUCAGGCAUUGUUGCAGCCUUUGCUAGGAAAAGGCUUCAAGAAACCCUUCUGCCUCUCCUCCCCUCCCCGCACGAGUCUGAGAUGAAAGUUACUGCACUCUAGUUGUUGCGGAUCACUGCCUGUUAUUACUCACCAUUUAUUUGAUGUUGACCGUUUCCGUAGAUAAUCAAUACGCCUCUCAUUUUCUAGCUGAUAUUUUGACAACCUAAGGAAAAAAUUGAAUUCAUUUACUUAAAAGCUAUAGAAUAACAUUGAUAAAG